Molecule: messenger RNA, 858 nt
Organism: Diatraea saccharalis (sugarcane borer)
Lineage: Eukaryota; Metazoa; Arthropoda; Insecta; Lepidoptera; Crambidae
Source: the annotation of a GenBank genome assembly
AUGGUCUCAAAUACGUUCCCUAAUCAGUGGAAGACUGCACUUAUUACACCAUUGCUAAAAGUUGAAUGUCCUAAUGAGUCAAAUGAUGUAAGGUCAAUAAGGAGCGGCGGCACUCUGGAGAUGGCCAACGAGAUGUAUCUGACGCUGUCUAAGAAAAUGUUCGGUAACACUUCCGUCAUCGGCGGUGAGCGCGUCCCGCCUGGUGUGGACGCAGUCGUACUACGACACGGCGGCGUGGGAGCGCCUGCUGCAGCACCACCUCGGCGCGCGCACGCUCUCGCGCUGCAACCGCACGCACGGGCCCAAGGUACCACUCAUCUAUCGACCGCUUCUGAGCCCGAGAGGACCCUCAAACGGCUGGCGCUAGUGUCGUGCGUGGUGAGCCCCGGGCGGCGCGUGUCGCCGUUCCUGUUCCGGUCGUACGCGGCGCCGUUCCGCGUCCGGUCGCAGUUCCCGGGCUCCAGUCGCGCCGCGCUGUGGCAGGCGGUGCGCGCCUCCGCCGCCGCGCCCACCUACUUCCACGAGUUCCGCCUGCACGGGCUGCUGCACCAGGACGGCGGCAUCGUGGUCAACAACCCCGCGGGCGUGGGGCUGCACGAGGCGCGGCUGCUGUACGGCGCGGGGGCCAUGGCCCGCGCCACGCUCGUCAGCGUGGGCACCGGCCGCCCCCUGCCCCCGCGGGCCGCCGCCCCCGACCCCGACCCCGACGCGCCCGACGCCCCCGAAGCCACCUCCUGGCGGGACAAGUUCGACAAGAUACUCGACUCCGCCACCGACACCGAAGGUCCGAAGGCCGUCCGCCUCGACGGUUCCGUCGGACGAUCGAUUCUAUCGCUCCAUCCCCGGGCGGAGCGAUAG